AUGACCAGAAAAAAGUUUGAUUUAUCAAAGUACAUCGGAGGAAUCAAGAGGAACUCGACAGGACACGUGGUUGCUGCCGAAGCUACUACUCUUUUGUUUGGAAUCAAAUUCAAUCCAAAACUGAAUGCAAAGGAAGGACGUUUGGUGGGUAACGUUACACUUCUUUGUUAUGAGUGGUCAGAGAUAAAGACUUAUACUUAAGUCAUUACAAAAUGCACAACCAUUAUUUUACGUUAGACUCUUAUCUCUGUCGAUUUAACUUUUAUCCCCUAAAAUUACAUGAAGAACACUCGGUAAUUUCAGAUUACGGUAGCCUCAUCUGUGCAAGACUCAAAAAAAAAAAAAUUAGAAAAUUUUGGGCAAAUUGACAAACAUUGUAGUUAAUCUGAAUCUUAUCAACGAGUUUUGCAUAAAUAAUAACUUGCACUAAUUGAUAAACCAUUUUCACAAACAUGACAUCGGUGUAACUGGUGUAAAUGAAAGUAGGUUCACGCUAUCAGUCAAACUACUCGCACCAAUGUAACUAUAUUUUCUAUUAAGGAACAGAAAAAGCUGUGAUAAAAUGGAAAUAUUUCUUAACAGGAGGAUAAGGUGGUCGAGAAAUGGGAAACAGAAUUCAAUAAACUGAUGGACACUACUAAAACAACUAAUGCGAAGCUUUACUACAUGACAAAAGUUAGGUAUGAGUUUUUCAAAUUUGUUGCCACAAAUCCAUGUUAUAUUUUUAAGAGGUUUUUAACGUGACCAGGGGAAGAGUAUUGGGAAAUCCCCGUCACUGUCUGGCUUGAUAACACUGACGUUGUUACCAACAUUCUUGACAACAGCAAGCGAGUUAUCUGUUACAUUAGCGAAAACGUUAUCGAUUAUUCACCUUAGUAGAGGUAAAUAUUCACCACUUUCACUGGCACCGAUGUCAAUAUUGUUUUGGAUUAUAUUACUCAAUAACCUCACAAUUACAUUCUUCGUUUCAAUACACCAAAAUAUAGUUAAAUUUUCACUCGUGACGGGCGAUUAUAAUGUCUUCUCGGUCGCUCGAAAGUGAUUACCGCUGGCUGAUCACUUUCGAGCUAACCAAUCAGCACGCGUGAAAAGCUCUAUUCACCUGUGUGGUAUUUUCUAUUAGAACGGAUAUGAAGCUUUUAUAAGACUCAGUAGGAUUCUUCUCUUCUCGUGCCUUGUAGAUAUGAAGGAGAUUUAGACGAAAGUAUUCAAGACGACAUCAUUCUGCUUUCUUGUGGAUACAUCCUUGUUACUUUCUAUGCUUCUGUAAUGCUGGGAAAUUUCAGUCGCAUGAAUACCAAGGCAAGUGUUUCAUCCUCUGAUUUCUGUCACUCAUUUUAGGCACACUUUAGGCAUGUAACCUAUCCGUUUAGAUCCUCUGAUUGGAGUAACCGAGAUGAAGAUAAGGAUACUUUAACAUCAGUAUGCAUAUUCUCCAUGCUGACAAAAAUAAUUCCACAAUCAAGAGCUUUUUAAGUUAGUAAUCAUUUCCUCAAGUCUCACGAUGUUAAUGCGUGAUUCAAGAGUGAUGUUGUAAGGAGAAAUUAGAUGCUGGACACUCUCAAGUGUCAAAGGGUUCAAGGUUUCUAUAUAACGGAGCAGUGUAAAAGACAGUAAAUUGGAUCAGAAAAAUUAUUUGCCGCUGUGUGAAAAGGAGGAAACAUUAGGAGCAAAGCUUUUUAGGGCCCUUAGCUAGGUUUUUAGUUCCAAUGAAAGUUAACAUCCUCUUAAUUAGGAUUCUAAUACGAUGACAUCUCUAAACAAUCUUUAAUUCAUCUCCUUAUUACCUGCAUACAGGUUUGGCUAGCGUUAUUUGGGGUUCUUUGCGUUGGCUUAUCUAUCGGUGUGUCAUUUGGAAUAGCAAGUGCAUUUGGGGUUUUUUACGGUCCGAUUCAUUCUGCAUUACCUUUCCUUUUACUUGGUAAGUGUACCUAAAUGUGAAUGAAGGCAUGUGGAUCUGACAACUAUCAAUUUUUGAAGCGAGUUCAACACCGGUGGUUGGUUUUGGAAAAGAUAUGGGUGAAAAACCACAAAAAUCAAAAUGUGCAUGAAUUUCUUUUCGUUUCUCAAUUGUUAAAUUAAUAUAAAUUAUGUUGGCGAAAUAUUAUAAAGGAAUUUGUCAUAACGAUAUCUGUACAUUUUCAAGCAGAAAAUCGAGGAACAAAAAAUAUUAACUUAAUGUGUGAGCUGAAAUGAUGGGAAAUGAACGGGAGACAUUAAAUGCAAUUGAUAUUCAAAUAUUGGGAGUGAAAAGUUUAGAAUGUUUGUUCGUAGGUAUUGGAGUGGACGACAUGUUUGUGAUCGUUCAAGCUUGGAGCAAUUUGGCACCAGAAAUAUGUCAGACCCAACCAAUACAAGAACGACUUGGACUUACUCUGAAACAUGCUGUAAGUUGUAAGAGGUGUUCAUCCUACAACAAUUUUUUUUAAAUAAUAGUGUGCACCUGCUAUUAAGUAGAGUUAGAAAGCAGUUCCUAAUUCAAUCAGUGUCGAGUUGCGCAUGAUCGCAUCAAUUCAGCCAUAUUAUGUCGCUGUCUUGUUUCAGGGAUGCUCAAUCACCAUCACAACUUUGACGGAUUUUCUUGUCUUUCUCAUAGGAUCAACUACGGUUUGUACGAAUAUUUAUUCAAUGUAAUUGUAGUUUUAAUUAGUCCGGUUUUCCUUGGUCUUCCUUACAGCCGCUUUAUGGGAUAUCAUUUAACGCUCCUUCAGGAGGGGCUGGGAAAGGGGGAUGGGUUGGGGGAGGGGUUGGGGGAGGGGUUGGGGGAGGGAAUGGGUUUGGGGGGGAGAGCGUUGCAUGACAUUCCAAAAACGGCUGCAAAAGAAAUAAGUUUUUACAUGAACUGAAUAAAAAAAUCUUAUCAUGUAAAGUUAGAAUACACAAACAAAACUAAGACACCUCAGUUGAAGCAGUUUUGGAUUCAUUUGAGUUCACGGGUACAACAAACUACAAACAAACGAAAAUGCAGGGGUAAAAAGACUCAUUAUUGACUUAAUUAAGAGUCCUUCAGAUGCUCUAAAUUACAAUUCCACUAGCUAAUGAAUAAGCAGAAUAAAAUUUCUACUUUAAAAAGAGAUUGAACGAACUUGUACUGCUGCUUUUCGUGAUCCAUUGCAUUUUUCACUUCUGCAAUGUUCACACUUUUUUCUUCUAAUCUUUUCAACCUUCUAGUUUGAAAGUUGCACAUGAGCGUGGUUUUUUUGAUAUUUUAUUGCAGCUAUUACCAGCACUGAGAGCAUUCUGUAUUUAUGCGGCAAUAGGUAAGUGAUUUUACCCAUACACAGGGAAGUGGGAAUGGAAUCGUUCAGGUAAGCGAGUCAGAUGCUACAUUAACGCCUUACAUACCUUAGAGAACAUGCACGUCUAGGUGAUUAUCACACUCUUAUCAACUUUCCAUACCUGAAAGCAGGUCAAAUGGCUACCUGGAACUAUUAACGUUUUCACCUUUCAAUUUUUAAAGAACCUUUAGCCCCUCAUAAAAAGAGCAAGGUGAGGUGAACCCCAACAUUCUAGAGAUAUUGUGCGCAGUAUAGCAUGAAAGUAUUAACCCAUAGCGUUUUUACUUUGGUUUGUAUUACAUUAGGUGUUUUGGCAGACUUCAUCCUUCAAGUUACUUUAUUCACAGCGUUAUUGGCGAUCGACGCGCGAAGGUAACAGUCUAGUCGUGAUUGUUACCACUCGCGUUAAGUUGCUGAAAUCAGAUUUGCUGAAGUUAAAACAAGCCCUGUAAAUUUAGUAUUUUACUUUUACCUUUCAAAGAUCUGCACAUUCGCCCUCCGAACAGCUGAAUGAGCCUCUUCACUUUUUUCGAAUUGCAAAUUAUUACUGUAUCACUUACAAGGUGCUUUUCCCAGGAUAGUAUCUUUUGAGCUGAUCAUCCUUACGUGAUCCUUUAAGGAACAAACAACAUUCAUGUCAUAUAAAAGGGGCAAUGAUGCAUGUUAUUUGGUCAAGAAAAAUUAUGCAAUCACUUUAAUUAAUCAUACGAAAAACGUAAAAUUAAUCAUGCUUUCAUCUUUACCUUUUCCGCUUUUCGAAGAUUUGCUACUCUUUUUUUUCGGUGUGAAUCAUCUUUGGCCUCUUGGGCCAUCGUCCUCUUCUCUUCUUUGAUUUUGUCGAAAUACAAUCUUAAUACCUCCCUUUGGCUCAUUCAUGUUCUCCAGAACUGACUGAAAACCAUUCUUGUUUUCUUGUUGAUGCAGGCAAAAGAAAAAAAGGGAUGGCCUUUGCUGCUGUUGCAUAACGCUACCAGAUAACUAUCGAGAGAGCUCCCUUGCAAAAAAAGACUUUCUCAAAACGAGUAUGGACAAGAUUGGAUUAGCCAUGCUGUCUCUUCCCGGGAAGGUUUUUGUCAUCGUCAUAACAGGAGCCCUGUUUGGUUUUAACCUCUAUGGAGCAAUUAUGCUAAAGCUUUCCUUCGAUCAAAACCGGUUUUUGCCUCCUGACUCGAUGUCCUACAAGUAUAAGUUUACCAACAGCAAGGUAACCUCGCAAUCUUGGAUAAAACUGUCCACACAUUUUCUGUCUUUACAUUUCUCUCCUGUGUCACAUUAUUUGGGAAACUUCAGCUCUCCCGUCUAUUCCUACCUAUUUCCUUCCUUCCAUAAACUAUAGGAUAUAGAAGUUGGUAUCAAAGUUGGUCUUUACUCGUACUGGAAUGUUAUCAAGCAAUACUUUCCGAAGGAUAAUCGUUUCCAGUUGGAGUAAUCGCAAAAUUAUUUGUUCUUACAUUGCAGUAUUUUCCAGUAAACGGGGCCUCAGUGAACAUAUAUACAGGUACGCUUAGCAAGGGGUUUUUAAAAAUUCACUUCUAUCUUCACUGAGAAAAUUCUAAGAAUUUCAAGUGUUUCCUAUGAUAAUCUACUACAUUUGUAUUAAUCUUAGUUCAAGUAUUUCAUAAUGGCCCACUUAGCUUAAACUUUGUCUCAAGCGUGAAAAAACUGGAUCAACUUGGUGACUCAAAAACAUCAAUUUGAGGAUUACUUUGUCCUACUUUGCGUUCAACUUCUUUCCAAAAGCUGUUCCCGCCAGUAGAGGUUUAAAAGUUGCACAAUUCGACUUCAAAAACAGCUGUUAAAAACAUGGGUUUCUCAUUUCAUAAUUUUUCCCAUGGAUUUGACUGCCAACUUAAAUUCCAUGAACAGGACUAGUACAGGAGCGUGUUAUGCGGAUCUGUUAAUUUUUCUUUCCUCAGGAAAGUUCGAUUACUUUAAAGAACAAGAUAAACUUCACAGGGUCUACAACAUUGCAGUCAGUGACAAAAAAUAUAUAGUUUCUAGUUCCAUAAACAGUUGGUAUGAAGACUUUGUUAGCUGGGCUAUUGACAAGAAACCAGGAAAGUGUAUCCAGAAAAGUAAGCAUAUGACAUAUUGAAAGCUAGACAAUGAUUCAAGUAAUCAGAGGACAUGAAACUUUCCAAACAAUACGCAUCAUGUGCGUUCUUGUGACGCAUUUCGCCGAGUUAACUGUUGUUUUUUAAGAAAAACGCAUAACUGAUGGCUUGUUUGUUUAUCAAAUUAUGCUAUAGUUUUGAUUAAUUUGUGACAGUAAUGUGUUUUAAAAACAGAACAAAUACUAUUCGUCAACAUUCUUGUUGACUUAUGGGUUUCGUAAAAGCGUAAAAGAAGUCUUGUGUGAAAUCUAAGCGCUAGUUAUAACUGAGCAUUUCAUUUAAGGAUACACCAAGCAAAAUAGGGAAAUGACUUUAAAUAAGUAUUAGCUUCUAAUGGUCGCAUCCUAUCUCAGCUUCAAAAUGUUUUUAUCUUUUAAGGGAGGAUCACCAAUGAGACAUGUUUUUAUCCAUGGCUGGGCGAGUUCCUUCGUACUUCUGGUCUCAGUUAUCAGAGUGAUAUCAGGACUGAAAAUGGAACUGGUCAGCUUCCACUACAGAUUCUGGUAAUACUUAACCAAUGUUGCUAUACGUCUGCUCACUUAUAGCUCACAGUUGACAAUAAAAUGUGGUGAGGACAAAAAUGCGAUACACGAGGCACAGCCAAGUGUCACUAAUGGUCUUACCACAUUUUGACAUCUACUGUGACCUAUUUCUCAAUGGACCCACAGCAACAUGGAAUCGAUUUGCUUUUUUAUAAAAAAGAAGCAAAAAAACUAGCAGUGAUGACCUCAUCUAUGAGUCCGUUCUCGAAUAGAUCAUAAGUUUGGACCAACAAAAAUCGAGCGUAAUUCAGCUCAUCAUAUACAGUCAAUUAGCUGUGGUCUCAUCUCCUUUGUAAAUUAUUUUGGCAGAUUGUCGCACAUAUUAAGGGCAAUUGCUUUGUCAAAAAUUUGCAUAUAAGAGAAAAGGAUAUUCUUACCAUGCAUUACACAUCGCUUAUCUCAAUUCUCAAAUGUCAGUUUUAAAAGACACUUAAAAAGUAUUUUUUCAACAAGCUUAUAACUCUUUUAAUUUUUUUUGAUGAUAGAUGUGUUUAAUUAUCUUAGAAUUUUGAACUUAGUUUAUUCUUAUACAUUUUUUUCUUUUUUCUUUUUUUUUUUUUUUAGCUUUUUAAUAAUCUUUAAUGUAAAGCGCCAGGGUGAAAUUAAUGGAUUUGGCGCUACAUUAAUACUUUUAUUUAUUUUUAUUUUCUCGCGUUGCCCUCAGCUACAGUUGAUUUAACAUCCUCUCAACCUGGAGGAUGUUAUCCAUUAUUCACAUAAAUGCUCUCACAAUAGGCAUCUCAGAUACGCUUGAGGCACAGAAACUUGGACUCAACGCGAGAAGAAGUGAAAGCAAUGGAGAAUUUACGAGACAAAAUCAAAACCGUGUUUCCUAAUGACAGCCUCGGAUUUCCGUUUUCACCAUAUUACUUUACAAGUGAAACAAAUAAGGUACACCUUUUUGGCUGAGUGUUUAGCACACACAGUGACACCUUCAUCAAGCAGACCGUACAUAAAAAGAAACUUUGAAUAAGUUAUUACCAGCCACAGCAACUCCCCUUUUUUUCUGUAAAAUAAGACAUUUUUUCACUUACAUAACUAUGAUAUGAUUCAGUGAAGACUCACGACAGUUUGGGUUUAACAUUUCUCAAACUGUGACUUCUUCAAUUCUUUUGCCUAGGUUCAUGAACACAAGUAGGCAGUCAAAUUGACUUAUCACUUUUAUAUCAUGAAUAGCCCUUUAUCAGGAAAGCCUUGAUUGACAUUGUUGUUAAAUUCUAUGGGAAAUGCUUCAUUAACUGUCAUGGCAACAUCGAUCGCUGGUUUGAAAUUCAUUCUUCAAUCAUCUUGUACUCCUGAACAAUUGCAGGGGUACAUGCCUGUAUAAACUUGCUUGCCAGUAGUUAAGAGUAUAAGCAGAGUAAUUUGAUUUAAUUUAUUUAGAUUAUUUCAACGGAGCUUUACCGAAACACGGGCCUGGCACUUUUAACAGUAUUGGUGGCUACUGCUGUUGUGCUACCAAGCUUGAGGAUAUGCUUUUUAGUAUUUUCCUGUGUUGGAUUUACGUUGGUGGGUGUAACACUGUCUCAAUUGACUUGAGUUGUAAAAUUGUUAUGUUAAUGAUGUAGCAACAUUGUCAUACUAAUGAUGUAGCAACAUUGUCAUGGUAGUGAUGUAGCAACAUUGUCAUGGUAAUGAUGUAGCAACAGUGUCAUGGUAAUAAUGUAGCAACAUUGUCAUGAUAAUGAUGUAGCAACAUUAUCAUGUUCAUGAUGUAGCUACAUUGUCAUGCUAAUAAUGUAGAGAGAUUGUCAUGUUAAUGAUGUAGCAACAUUGUCAUGUUAAUGAUGUAGCUACACUGUCAUGCUAAUAAUGUAGAGAGAUUGUCAUGUUAAUGAUGUAGCAACAUUGUCACUGUAUUUAGGUGUAGAUAUAACAUGCAGUAGUGGUUGUAGUAGCAGAAGUUGAUGUUGAUGUUGAUAUUAACAAUGAUGAUGACAAUGACUAUUUUCUGUUACCAUAAUGGACUUAAAACAUGUUGACCAUUUAACAUUUCUUUUCAAAAAACAGGUUGGAAUAAUGGGAACAAUCCAUUUUUGGGGUCUGACAAUUGAUAUUGUGACUACCAUUUGUGUUGUGUUGGCCAUUGGAUUGUCUGUGGAUUACUCAUCCCACAUUGGACACACUUUCAUGAUAAGAUCUGGUACACGAAAGGGUAAGUUGGGAAAAAGAGAUCCAUGCAGCAUAACCCUUUAACUCUUGAAAGUGGUUAACAUGUUCCUUCUUACUGUAUUAUCCAGGAAACAAGUGAUGAGAAUACUCAAACUUACCAACUAACACCAAUUUCUCUUCACUAAAUUACAAGGAAAUGUGUAACAGCCAAAGGGGAGAAUUAAGAAACAGAUCUUAGGAGUUACACAGUUAAACAAUUGAUAAUUAAUGUAAUUCAUAUUACUUUGUUAUUGUGACCACAGCAUCAGUGAAUUUUUGCUACUGAAAAAUUUUGUCAAUAUCUUGGUAGUUUAGUUUGGUUAAUUAUGAGUGUAACUUGAAACUGACAGAGGACAAUAUUCAUUUUGUCUCAUUUUGCCAAUCAAAUCAUGACAGCCAAAGAGGGAGGCAGAAGUGUCUUAGGUCACAUGUGAGCCACUAUCUUGUCAACAAAAGUUAUAACUUCUCAUAAUAAAAACCUUUCAUGUCUCAAACUCUAGACUCUACAAGAAAAUCCUGAUAGAACCUUGAUUAACAGCUUUUCCGUGUCCCAUAUCCUCCAAUAGGAUUUAGUCAAUAUUGUGCUACCUGAAGUCUAAUGCCUAUAAAAUAAUGUAGACUCUGGCUUAGUCCAUCGAACAGUAAUUUUUAAGAAUUUUUAUGCUUAAAUUAUUUUCUUUGAGAACGAGCUCUGACCACCCUACGUGACAUGGGACCUGCAGUUUGGAAUGGUGGUUUUAGUACAUACAUAGCUGUUGGCCCUCUGGUGCUUUCCAAUUCUUAUCCAACAAUGACUUUCUUUAAGGUAAGAUAUCAUAGCAAUAACUUUCAAGUAGAGCACUUUUCAACUGAGUCUAGCAAUCAAAAUUUAAAAAAGAUCAAAAGUAGCUGAUGAUAGCUUGGAGCGAAAACAAGCAAACUUUCUUACACAACAAAAUAAAAGCUAGCAACCAAGUCACAAUUGGUUUCAGUUUGUGUCCAAUUGGUUGAAAAAGUGGCACAAGUUUUAUAGGCAUAGAGCAAAGUAAAGCAAAACCAACACAGGGUAAGAAUUCUUCUAUAACCUUCAGUCAUACUGCUGUGGGUAACAAAAGACCAUUUUUGGAGUUAAACACAGAAUUGAACAGCAGUGAUCAUUAAAGAUACACUAUAGCACUUUUGCCAUCCAACCUUAGCCUAAACUUGUACUUACCAAUUCUUAUUAAUCAUCAGGUGUUUUUAUGUGUUGUAUUUUAUGGAUUAUUCCAUGGCCUUUGCUAUCUUCCUGUAUUGCUCUCCCUGAUUGGACCUUCCCCAUACAAUUCUUCUGAGGCCAACACAAAGCCGAGUCCAUCAUCUUCCAAGCCUGAUGACAGCACUGAUUGUAAAGGAGCCUAUACUAAUCCUACACUGGCAACAAGCACUGGAGAUCUGUUAAAUGUUGGUGCUAACCAGCAAAAAUUCUCCCCUCUGUCAAUUGAAGGUAAAUGGAUAAGUUAUGUGGUAAGUUUUUGCCAUUGCAAGUUUUCAAAAUCAUUGGUGACCCUAAUACAACACAGUUUUAGCUACUGCCUGAUAAUAGUAUUUUAGACUUAUUUGUAUUACCUAUAAGGAAAUAAGCAUCUGUAUACUUACAUUUUUAUUGAACCAAGGAUCAAAGAUUUCUGGUGAUAAACCCUUGGUAAUUGACAACUUAACCAAUGAUUGACAGCAGGUUGGGUAUUGAGCACAAACAAUUUUGAGAUGUGUACUCUGAUUGCAAACAAAAUAUGAUUACUUCUGCCAUGCUUUGAGAUCAAUCAGUCAACUGGAGACCUUGCUGUUGGUUUAACCUUUUAACCCUCUUACUCUACAGAACUCAGCUUUUCACACUCUGCCACAUAACUCUUAAAGUUUUAGUCUUCAACAUGUGGAGUAAAAUAUUAAAAAUUGUCUGCUAGCUGAUGUCUUCUUUAAUUCUUUAAUUUCCAGCCACUGCUCAUGUCUCAAAAGCCUCUGUAUUUCAAUGUCCUAAUCACUUGUUUAGCCAGUAUGCAAGGUUCUUAGUUGCACUGGGAAGUCUUCACAUUAUCCCAAAUUUCACUCUUAAACUAGAAAAUUUCUACCUGGUGACCCUCAGUAUGCUGACAUUUCUUUCUUCUUGUACUAGAUUUGGAUGCCACAACAUUAGUUCUUGAGAGUGAAAGAAAGAAAAGUGAAUGAGGAAUUUUUUUCAGGCUACAAAUCUAGAUGAAUAUGGACUCUUAAUGGAAACACACAUAUAUCAUUAACUGCAGCUUUUCAAAUUUGUCAGUAAGCUAAAAAGAAUUGUUGUAGAAUGAAAAAGGAAUUUAGAACCUUGAAAUUCUGUUCAUCAGUCUAUGACAACUAAUAUAAAAACAGCAUUUAAAACAUAAUAAUCUACUAGGCAAUAAUUUUUGAGAUAAUUAUUACAUCACUUUGUAUUGUACAGCUUGAGCAUACUGCUCUUGGGUUGAUUUCUUAGCUAACUAUAGAGGGAGGAUUAGAUUAAAAAAUCAAAUGAACAAUUGAGGGGAUGGGUAAUUUGCAAUUGCUAUAUUCUCUUCAUCUUACCUCUGGCUAAUUUUAAACUUGUACAGUUUUCUAAUGUUUUGGAACUUUUCUUUCCUUUUACCCCUUUGAUUAUGCUUGAAAUUCUAAAGAAAAAACCAGCUUAUUAUUGCAAAUUGUAUGAUUUUCUUCAAAUAAUUAUUACCUUUGCAUUAUUCAUACAUUUGAGAAUGGCAUUUUAUUGACAGCAACACAUACAAAUAAACAUACAGAUAGUUUGUUUCAUACUGCUAUGGGUAACAAAAGGAUAUAGGAAAGUUCAGGAGUUAAACACAAAUUAACCCUUUACACCCUGACAUCAGUAUGCAUAUUCUCCAGUCUGUUCUCUAUGUAUCCUAAGGUUCUCACAAGGAGAAUUUGGUUUUCAAUGUAGAGCUUCUUCAGUUGGUGAUCAUUUAAUUCAUUCUCAUGACCUUAAUGUUUGAUUCAGGGGUGAUAUUGUAAGGAGAAAUUAGAUGCUAGUCACUCUUAGGGUUUACAGGGUUAGGACAGGAAAGAUUAUUGGGGUUAAGAAAUGACAGAGCAAUUUGACCAAAUAAAAUUUGCUUUGAACUUGCAUUAACCUGAAUUCUCAUCAGGUGUUUUUUUGUGUGUGUGUUGUGUUUUAAGGAUUAUUCCAAGGCCUGUGCUAUCUUCCCAUAUUGCUCUCCUACUAUUGGAAGACCAGAUUAACUUUUGCAGGAUGACAUAUUAAUUGACUUUGUUAAUAUUUUCAUGAAUCUAUGAUCAUUAAUAUAAUAACAGCAUUUGGAACAUAAUCAUGAAUGUAUUUACCAAACCAUGAUUUUUGUAAUAAUUAUAAAGUCAGCUGUAAUCAUGCAUAUAGUAAUCAUUAUGUUGUAAUCAUGCAUAUUGCAUGCUGUGUGGGAAGUUGGAUUGGAUUUAUUUACAAACAUAACUUAAUAUCAAGGGAAGAUCAUGAGAUAAAAAUAUUAAAUGGAGGAUG
Molecule: messenger RNA, 11581 nt
Organism: Pocillopora meandrina
Lineage: Eukaryota; Metazoa; Cnidaria; Anthozoa; Scleractinia; Pocilloporidae
Source: the annotation of a GenBank genome assembly